Zingiber officinale is the source of this 1714-nucleotide messenger RNA. RefSeq names its product protein RNA-directed DNA methylation 3-like. Gene Ontology annotation, molecular function: starch binding. Bases 31 to 1290 code for a protein of 419 amino acids. Gene Ontology annotation, cellular component: starch grain; chloroplast stroma. Lineage: Eukaryota; Viridiplantae; Streptophyta; Magnoliopsida; Zingiberales; Zingiberaceae. The record is from RefSeq and is a predicted model, not a curated record. Gene Ontology annotation, biological process: starch metabolic process; regulation of starch metabolic process. The transcript is spliced from 12 exons.
GUUUGUUAAGUGUGUGUGAGAGAGAGAGAAAUGGCCGCGAGCACGACUAGUUUCGCAGUCCCAUCCUUCCAUCUCCGUAUUUGUACGGUUUGCCCCUGGCCCCCGCCGCGGCUUCCGUCGCCGCCUUCUCGCUAUCAGACCGGAAGAGGAGCAGCAGGAAGGUUGCGUCGCUGCUGCUUCCAGCCGGAGAAAGCGGAGUGGCGGUUCGAUCCGAAGAGAAAUGCUGUAGGUGGCGCUCGGAGAUCUCGAACGGAGGCAUUUCCUUCUCUCUUUUUCUCCCCCUCCCGCUUCAAAAAGCUCUCUAAACAAGAUUUCUCUUCUCAUUGCUGCCCUAAGAAUUCUCCUCCUGAAUCACGUGAUACUCCACCACAAAGAGAUACUGGUAUUGCUAGUGAGAAGGAAUGGGGCAUCAACUUACUAGAUGAAAAGGUUAGUGAGUCUGGCCAAAAUGAAUAUGGGAGUACAUGGUAUCGGGAUAGUGGUGAAGAGCUAGGAGAAAAUGGAUUCAGGUGUCAUUGGGCUAAGAUGGGAGGUAAAUCACCAGAUGGAAAAUCAGUAUGGCAAGAAAUGUGGUGGGAGAAGAGUGAUUGGACUGGAUAUAAAGAGCUAGGUGCAGAAAAAUCUGGAGAAAAUGACAAAGGAGAUUCUUGGUGGGAAACAUGGAAAGAAAUUCUUUAUCAAGAUGAGUGGAGUAAUCUAGCAAGGAUAGAAAGGAGCGCACAAAAGCAAGCAAAAUCAGGCAUAGAUGAUGCUGGAUGGUAUGAGAAAUGGUGGGAAAAGUAUGAUGCAAAAGGUUGGACAGAAAAAGGAGCUCAUAAAUAUGGAAGGUUAAAUGAGCAAUCCUGGUGGGAGAAGUGGGGAGAACAUUAUGAUGGGAGAGGAUUUGUGCUUAAAUGGACCGACAAAUGGGCAGAGACACAGAUGGGUACCAGAUGGGGCGAUAAGUGGGGAGACAAAUUUUUUGAAGGGAUAGGUUCUCGGCAAGGUGAAACAUGGCAUGUGUCUCCUGCUGGUGAACGUUGGUCAAGAACCUGGGGGGAAGAACAUUUUGGGAAUGGGAAAGUACACAAGUAUGGAAAAAGCACUGCAGGAGAAAGCUGGGACAUCAUUGUGGAUGAAGAAACCUAUUACGAGGCCAUGCCUCAUUAUGGAUGGGCAGAAGUUGUUGGUGAUUCUACCCAAUUGUUAUCAAUUCAACCUCGUCAGAAGCACCCAAGUGUACAUCCUAAUGUCGAAUUUGAUGCAUCAGAGGAAGAUACUCCUCCAGAUGAAACCGGUGACAGUGACUAGGUUUUUGUCAGCACUCUUUUAGCUGAAGGAUUAUGCGGAUUCCAAUUUUCAGGGAAAAUUGAUAGAGGAUGGGAUUCCUUGGGGAGACUAUUAAAAUUGUGGUCGUGGCUCCUCUCUAUGGAAUUGAAGGAAAUCUUAUUUUUAAGUGGAGCUCGACUUCAAUUGUCAUCAAGAAAUCACAUAGAAUCAACAAAAAAAAACACAAACCAACACAUUGGUAGCUGCUCACAGCUUCUUUUGGUGUAAAAUAUGCUGAUUUCUCACAGCAUGUUUAUCUAAAACCUCUCUUGCUUAUGCUCAAUUAUACCAUAUCCUGAUUCACCAUCGUAAACUACUUGACUAGUACAUACGCUGGUAACUAUUAUUAUCACCAGUGUGACUGAGACUACGAAAGGCAUACAGUUUGUGUGAGAUCUUUCCACUA